AGUCAGAGCUGCGGGCCCGCCCCGCCUGCCGCUGGGAUUCCACGAGUUCGGCCCGGGGGCCGGGGCUAGAGCAGGCGCGUGGGGGCUGCGCGUCCAACGCUGUCCUGCACGGGCCGGGCGGUGUGGCCGAACGUCGCGUCGCCGUGCAGUGCCCUGGGUCCCCGGGAGAUGGCCUCUGUGCUCUGGUCCGCUGCUCCCGCUAUUGUCUCCCGCGGGGUUGCUUGACUGCCGGCUGCGCACGCUCCGGGCUGAGAGGAGUUUCUUUCCCUAGAGCUGGUCCCGGCGUUCCUUCCUGCUUCCCAGCUGCUCGGGAGCGCUGCGCCUGGAGAGGGGCGGCGCGGAGGGGCUGUGCGCUGCCCGGUCGCCAGCGCGGCGCCGGAGCCGAGGCCGCCGGGAGCUGCCGGGCGAGCUGCUGCCGUCGGGGCUGGUUCUCGGAGGGGAGCCGGCGGGGAGCACAGGUGCCUGUCAGACAUCAUGCCACAGCCCUGCAGACCUGACAUUGGCAGGAAGUAGACUUCCUUGUCUCCUCCAUCCCCACCCUCACCAUGUCGUCAGCUCAGGGCAGUGGGGAACACUGGAAGUCCCUGGAGUCGGUAGGCAUCAGCCGCAAAGAGCUGGCCAUGGCUGAAGCCCUGCAGAUGGAAUAUGAUGCUCUGUCCCGGCUCCGGAAUGACAAGGAGGAAAACAGAACCAAGCAGAACCCAGACCCCUGUCUCAUCAACUGGGAUGAGCCCGUCCUGGACUUCUACAGCAAGCCGGCAGGAAGGCAGAAGGACCUCAAGCUCUUACGCGGUCUCUCUGGCUCCGAUCCUACCCUCAAUUAUAAUGCACUCUCCCCACAGGAAGGGCUGCCCAACCACUCUACCUCCCAGGGCUCCCCGCCUGGCCCAGAUCCCUGGCCCACAGGCUCCCUGGCUAGAGACUAUCUUUACAUUUUUGAUGGUUCAGAUGGGGGGCUCUCUUUGUCCCCAAGACUGGGGGACACAGAUGGUUCUUCUAAGAAACUGUCCCCACCUCCUCUGCCUCCUCGAGUCUCUAUCUGGGACACGCCUCCCCUGCCUCCCAGAAAGGGAUCCCCAUCUCCCUCCAAGAUCUCCCAGCCCAGUGACAUCAACACUUUUUCUUUGGUUGAGCAGCCUCCUGGCAAAUUGCUAGGGCAUCAGAUCCUAGAAGAAGAGGAGCCAAGAGGUGGGAGCACGGGACCCCUCUGGGAGUCUGUGGACUACGACGGCAUCAAUGAUGCGAUCACACGGCUCAACUUGAAGUCAACCUAUGAUGCAGAGAUGUUGUGGGAUGCCACCAGGGGUUGGAAGGAGGGCCAGGGGCCUCUGGACUUCGGCAAGGACACUCCUGGAAAACCCGUGGCCCGGAGCAAGACCAUGCCCCCUCAGGUGCCCCCACGCACCUAUGCCAACCGAAAAAAUUCAACAUCUGGCAAGAACCACCGGAUUUCUGCUGCUUCGGCGGUCUCUCGGCCCCAUGCCGUCACCAAUGGCCACGAGCUGUUUGAGGUCUCAGAAGAGAGAGAUGAGGAAGUCGCUGCGUUUUGCCACAUGCUGGAUAUCCUUCGGUCUGGCUCCAAUAUCCAAGACUACUUCCUCACUGGAUAUGUCUGGAGUGCUGUCACCCCAAGCCCAGAGCACCUUGGGGACGAGGUCAACCUGAAGGUGACAGUGUUGUGUGACGGCCUGCGGGAGCCACUCACUUUUACCUGCAACUGUUCCUCCACUGUGGACUUGCUCAUCUACCAGACCCUGUGCUACACCCACGAUGAACUGAGGGAUGUGGAUGUGGGUGACUUUGUGCUGAAGCCCUGUGGGCUAGAGGAGUUCCUGCAGAACAAGCAUGCCCUGGGAAGCCAUGAGUACAUUCAAUACUGCCGCAAGUUUGACAUUGACAUUCGGCUACAGCUGAUGGAGCAGCAAUCUGUACGCAGCGACCUGGCCCGGACGGUGAAUGAUGACCAGAGCCCCUCCACUUUGAACUACCUCGUCCAUCUGCAAGAAAGGCCAGUGAAACAGACCAUCAGCAGGCAGGCCCUGAGUCUUCUGUUUGACACUUACCACAAUGAGGUGGAUGCCUUCCUACUGGCUGAUGGGGACUUCCCACUGAAGGCCGACAGGGUGGUCCAGUCCGUUAAGGCCAUCUGCAAUGCCCUGGCUGCUGUGGAAACCCCCGAGAUCACCAAUGCUCUCAACCAGCUGCCCCCCUGCCCCUCCCGCAUACAGCCUAAAAUUCAGAAGGACCCCAGCGUCUUGGCUGUGAGGGAGAACCGAGAGAAGGUCGUGGAAGCCCUGACGGCUGCUAUCUUGGACCUGGUGGAACUGUACUGCAGCACAUUCAAUGCAGACUUCCAGACAGCAGUUCACGGGAGCCACAAGCAUGACCUGGUCCAGGAGGCCUGCCAUUUCCCCAGGCCCCUGGCCUUCACUGUCUAUGCCACUCACCGCAUCCCUAUCACCUGGGCUGCCAGCUAUGAAGACUUCUACCUCUCCUGCUCCCUCAGCCAUGGUGGUAAGGAGCUGUGCAGCCCCCUGCAGACCCGAAGGUCUCACUUCUCCAAGUACCUCUUUCACCUCAUCAUCUGGGACCAGCGGAUCUGCUUCCCUGUGCAGGUGAACCUGCUGCCUCGGGAGACACUGCUGUGUGCCACUCUCUAUGCUCUGCCCAUCCUCCCUCCUGGGAGCUCCUCCGAGGCCAUCAAGCAGCGGCGGGCGCCUGAAGCCCUGGGCUGGGUCACUACCCCACUCUUCAACUUCAGGCACAUCCUGACCUGUGGGCGGAGGCUUCUGGGCUUAUGGCCAGCGACACAGGAAAACUCCAGCGCCCGUUGGAGCACCCCUAAUUUCCACCAGCCGGACAGCGUAAUCCUGCAGAUUGACUUCCCCGCCUCGGCCUUCGACGUCAAGUUCACCAACCCCUCUGGAGACAAGUUCAGCCCCUGCUAUGAGUUUGGCAGCCUCCAGGAGGAAGACCAACGUGUGCUUAAGAACAUCAUGCAGAAGGAGUCUCUGUACUGGCUCACUGAUGCUGACAAGAAGCGCCUGUGGGAGAAGCGAUAUUAUUGCCACUCUGAGGUGAGCUCACUUCCACUGGUGCUUGCCAGCGCCCCCAGCUGGGAGUGGGCUUGCCUGCCCGACAUCUAUGUUCUCCUGAAGCAGUGGACCCACAUGAACCACCAAGAUGCCCUGGGGCUCCUACAUGCCACCUUCCCGGACCAGGAGGUGCGGCGUAUGGCUGUCCAGUGGAUCGGCUCCUUGUCGGAUGCUGAGCUCCUUGACUACCUUCCCCAGCUCGUGCAGGCCCUAAAGUAUGAGUGCUACCUGGAUAGCCCCUUGGUGCGCUUCCUCCUGAAACGGGCAAUCUCUGACUUGAGAGUGACUCACUACUUCUUCUGGUUGCUGAAGGACGGCCUCAAAGACUCCCAGUUCAGCAUUCGCUACCAGUACCUGCUGGCAGCCUUGCUGUGCUGCUGCGGCAAGGGGCUGAGGGAGGAGUUUAACCGCCAGUGCUGGCUUGUCAACACCCUGGCCAAGCUGGCCCAGCAGGUUCGGGAGGCCACCCCGUCUGCACGGCAGGGGAUCCUCCGCAAUGGCCUGGAGGAGGUAAAACAGUUCUUUGCCCUCAAUGGCUCCUGUCGCCUGCCACUCAGCCCCAGUCUUCUGGUUAAGGGCAUCGUGCCCAGGGACUGCUCCUACUUCAAUUCCAACGCAGUCCCCCUCAAGCUCACCUUCCAGAAUGUGGAUCCCCUGGGUGAGAACAUCAGAGUCAUCUUCAAGUGUGGGGAUGACCUUCGUCAGGACAUGCUCACCCUGCAGAUGAUUCGCAUCAUGAGCAAGAUCUGGGUCCAGGAGGGGCUGGACAUGCGCAUGGUGAUUUUCCGCUGUUUCUCCACUGGCAGGGGCAGAGGGAUGGUGGAGAUGAUUCCCAAUGCUGAGACCCUGCGCAAGAUCCAGGUGGAGCACGGAGUGACUGGCUCCUUCAAGGACCGGCCCCUGGCUGACUGGCUGCAGAAGCACAACCCUGGAGAGGAUGAGUAUGAGAAGGCUGUGGAGAACUUCAUUUAUUCCUGCGCCGGCUGCUGUGUGGCCACGUAUGUCUUGGGCAUAUGUGACCGACACAAUGACAACAUCAUGCUGAAGACGACUGGCCACAUGUUUCACAUUGAUUUUGGCCGCUUCCUGGGACAUGCCCAGAUGUUUGGCAACAUUAAGCGGGACCGUGCCCCCUUUGUCUUCACCUCGGACAUGGCGUAUGUCAUCAACGGGGGUGACAAGCCUUCCAGCCGCUUCCAUGAUUUUGUUGACCUUUGCUGCCAAGCCUACAACCUCAUUCGCAAGCACACCCACCUCUUCCUCAACCUGCUGGGCCUGAUGUUGUCCUGUGGGAUCCCUGAGCUCUCAGACUUGGAGGACCUCAAGUAUGUGUAUGAUGCCCUGAGGCCUCAGGACACAGAGGCCAAUGCCACAACCUACUUUACUAGGUUGAUUGAGUCCAGCCUGGGCAGUGUAGCCACAAAGCUCAAUUUUUUCAUACAUAACCUGGCUCAGAUGAAGUUCACGGGCUCAGACGACCGGUUGACCCUUUCCUUUGCCCCCCGCACAUAUACUCUUCAGCGCUCUGGCCGCCUCAGUGAUGUCUUCCUCUGCCGCCAGGAGAAGGUCUUCCACCCCAACAAGGCCUAUAUUUAUGUGGUAAAGGUGAUGCGAGAGAAUGCUCAUGAGGCCACUUACAUCCAGCGGACAUUUGAGGAGUUCCAGGAGUUACACAAUAAGCUGCGGCUGCUCUUCCCUUCUUCUAUGUUGCCCAGCUUCCCCAGUCGCUUCACGAUUGGCCGCCCGCGGGGAGAGGCGGGGGCCGAGCGGCGGCGGGAGGAGUUGAACCGCUACAUCCGGCACCUGAUCCACGCCGUCCCCGAGGUGGCCGAGUGUGAUUUGGUGUAUACCUUCUUCCACCCCCUGCCCCGGGAUGAGAAGGCUGUGAAUACCAGCCCAGCUCCCAAGUCCUCAGAUGGCUCUUGGGCCCGUCCUGUUGGGAAAGUGGGAGGGGAGGUAAAGCUGUCCAUCUCCUACAAAAACAAUAAACUCUUCAUCAUGGUGAUGCAUAUUCGGGGCUUGCAACUGCUCCAGGAUGGGAAUGACCCUGACCCCUAUGUGAAGAUUUAUCUCCUUCCUGACCCUCAGAAAACCACUAAGAAGAAAACCAAAGUGGCCCGGAAAACCUGCAACCCCACCUACAACGAAAUGCUGGUGUAUGAUGGGAUCCCCAAGGGAGACCUGCAGCAGCGGGAGCUACAGCUGAGUGUGCUAAGUGAGCAAGGAUUCUGGGAGAACAUUCUCCUUGGAGAGGUGCACAUCCGCCUGCGAGAGCUGGACCUGGCCCAGGAGAAGACUGGCUGGUUCGCACUAGGAUCUCGAAGUCAUGAGACCUCAUGAGCCCAGCAGAGCCCCCACCCAGGGCCCCAGACUGGUGGUGGAGGGGACUGGGCCCCAGACUGGUAGGGGAGAAGCCUCUUGCUGCUUGACUUGUCUUUUUCUUAUGAACAGGCAGGGCCCUUGGCAGGCCUCCCUGCUGUCCAGGUGGAUGGGGCCUCUGUGGUGGCAGGCAGGGAGAGGAAGAGGCCCUCUGCCAUCCCCUCCUCUGCAGACUGCAUUUGAGUUGGUUGUAAUGAGCAGCCCCUUGGAGGCUGUGAGGUUGCAGCAAAGUUUUAAGUUUACCUUGUGUCAAGGGAGCAAUGCCUGGUUUGGGGUAUGUGGGGUGGGCUGUAUGAAGUAGAGUUUGGGGGGAGGGUGGGCGGAUAUCUUUAUUUUUAUUUUUAAAAAAUGAAAUAGUAAUGUUGUCCUAACUGGACAGGAAGCCUUGUGAGAAGGGACUUACAUAUGCCUCAGAAGGCAAAAAGAGGAAGAUUAUUUGGACUUUUUGUAUGACUAAGGUUCUUAUUGGACUUUUCUCUAGGAUUUGUUUUGUUUUUCUCUCAAUAAGAAUUAUUUGGAGAGGGGCCCAGUGGGUCCUUGGUGAGAGCCCCCCUCUCUAAGGGCAGGCUGGGGAGAGGCAGGGUGGGCUGCAUGUGCUGGACUGAGGCCUGUGCUGCUGGGCCUUUCUGAUUUUGCCUCCAAAGGAGAGCAAUGUGAUACCUAUGUGUCAAAGGAAGGGCCUUUCUUAUGGGGUUCCGUAAAGGAGCUGUAUUCAGGGACCCGUGCUCCUUUGGGGGGAAUUCUUCCUCUACUUUGCCAGGACUCACCCUGAAUAUGUCUUCUACACCUCCAUUCUUUCACCCUUCUGGGGGCCAUCUGGUCCCAGUGAGUACACUGGGGCUGCUCCCCCAUAGGUCUCUCUCUUCAUAUUUCUCUGUGGGAUGAAAAUGCUGCCUUGGCCCUUGAUUUCAUUUCACCCAUGGGUAUCCAGGCUCUGGGAAGGGGCCCUAGGCUUCAGAUGCCAAUGUGGCUGCCUGCUGGUUAAUCCUGGGAAGACUUCUUUCGUGCUGCUUCUCUCCCAAACUCCAUUCUGUCACAUUUUUAAUAAGAAUUUCCCUCAUUUUAUGGGGCCAUACACCUACUUAGUCUGGAGCCAAAAGGAAAGGGGCUGGAGUCCCGUCAAAACUUGUUUUUUCCAGUGGUUUUCUUUGCUCUCAAGGAGACUGGAUUGGAGCGGUGAUUGACCUGGAGCUGGGAGGGAGAGACUGGGUCUCUUAGCUCUUAAUACCCCGCAUUUACAAUCACUUGGAUUUGAAAUUCACUCUUGCGCUUUCCUUCAAAAUGUAUCUUCCUUGAAAAACAAGAGGGAGAGACUUUUAGUUUAAUAUUAAUGUUUUAAACUAGUAUUGGCCCGAUGUGCCCUGUGAUUGGGGAGCAGAGAUAAUGGGGGACACUUUGCAAACGGCCUGUCCUUCCUCAGCUUCUUCUCCAGCUCCAAGGAUCAGAAAUCCCCCGCUUUGCUGACUCAUUCCAUAACUGGAGAAAGAAGCUCCACUCAUUACAGCCAUAGGGCAGCAAGGAAGUUUAAACUUUUCUUUUAAAUUAAAAAUGGCAAGUAUAAAGCUGGCUGUUGUGGGGAGAGGCUAGGGAAGUGGGGAACAGGAGUGGACUUCUCCAGAUGAAUGGACCAUAGAUGUGUUACUGGCUUUGUGCCUGUAGCUCAUUUUAUUUGGACCCUCUGUGUCCCUGGUUUAAAGAGGUCUAUGUAUUGUACCCACUUUCCAGAUGUCCUUGUAGCUCCUACUUUCUCUGGAAUUGUAUUUUUUAAUAAAUGACAUUUAA
Molecule: messenger RNA, 7256 nt
Organism: Artibeus jamaicensis (Jamaican fruit-eating bat)
Lineage: Eukaryota; Metazoa; Chordata; Mammalia; Chiroptera; Phyllostomidae
Gene: PIK3C2B
Product: phosphatidylinositol-4-phosphate 3-kinase catalytic subunit type 2 beta
Exons: 33
Coding region: 546-5435 (1629 amino acids)
Biological process (GO): phosphatidylinositol-3-phosphate biosynthetic process; phosphatidylinositol 3-kinase/protein kinase B signal transduction; cell migration
Cellular component (GO): phosphatidylinositol 3-kinase complex; cytoplasm; plasma membrane
Molecular function (GO): phosphatidylinositol binding; 1-phosphatidylinositol-4-phosphate 3-kinase activity; 1-phosphatidylinositol-3-kinase activity
Source: RefSeq, a predicted model, not a curated record